UUGCCGCUGCGCAUACGCGAGCAUAAGUCACGUUCGUGGUUUCUCUCCAACAGGCAGCAGCUAGCAAACGCCCGUCGAAGUUCUCAAAAUGAACCGCUCAGAGGAAGAACAGAUGACGCCAGAGACGUUUCUGUAUGGGUGCGUGUUGGAACCCGAGAAGGAUGUCGUCUUUAAUCCAGAGAAUGAUGACUUCGAACAUCAAUUAGACUUAAGAAUGGCAUGUGUGGACUCUACUACUAAAGAUGAGCUUCACACAGUUGAGGUGGAGGGACAGGACAUUGAAGGGCAAAAAGUCAAGGCUCUGCUGGUUUCACUUAAACCCUCUACCCUGCCUAGUGCAUCUCUUGGUGGUUUUAUGAUCACUCCCCCAGCUGUAUUCCGUCUAAAGACUGGUUCUGGUCCCAUCCAUCUUAGCGGGCAGCAUCUUGUCAUAAUGGGAGGUGAUCAGUCUUUUGAUGAAGAAGAUGAUGAUGAUGAGGAGGAAGAACUCCAAAUAACCAAGAAAAGGCCUGCUUCCUCACCUGCCCCCAAGGCCCAGAAAAAAAUGAAAGUGGCCAUGGAGGAGGCGGAAGAAGAUGAUGAGGACGACGAUGAUGACGAUGAUGAUGAUGAAGAUGAUGAAGAAGAGGAAGAGGAAGAAGAGACCCCUGUGAAGGCCAAAGCAGCUGCGUCCACACCCAAAGUCCCUGCUCAAAAUGGAAAGAACGCAACGCCCAGUGCUACUCCAAAACAGAAGAAAACCCCUAACAAGGGUGAGAAACCCAAGAAAUCUCCACAAACUCCCAAGGCACCUUUAACAGUCCCUCAGAUCAAAUCCAAGUUGAUGGAGACUAUGAAGAAGGGAAUAUUACUUCCUAAAGCACAGCCCAAAUUCGAGAACUUGGUGAAGAAUGGAUACAAAGUCACAGAUGCCGAGGUAAUGGCUGAGCUGUGGAAGUGGAGGCAGACGGUGAAAGAUGCUAAAUAAAAAAUCGGUUUUUCUUAAAUUUCCUGUCCCACCCAUCCCUGAUAUCUUUUUAUAAAACAACUGGAGUAUGACUUGGUGCCUCACAUUUUUUUGAUCCAUAUAAAUGCCAGGCAGGCAUUUAAGGAAAGGAAGCAUUUUGUUUUUUGGGGACGAGAAGUUGCAACUUUCCCUGUUUUGGUGACACAGGUGCCCUGUCCAUAGGAGGUUGCCGGGCAUAGAUACCAUUCCAGCUUGACUGGGUGGCCCUUGGAUCACUUUAGAAAUGUUAUCGUCUUGAAUUCUGAAGGAUUUUUUUUGUUUUUUUUUUUGUCAGGUUUAGACUCAGCCAUUGCAGUACAUGUACCGCCACCCACCCAUCAGAAUUGUUUAUUUUGGUUCGUUAUCUUGUGCUCAACUAUUUACACAUUGCAUUUACGAGACAAACUUGACUACAUUUUGCCGUCCCAGAAAUAGUCUAACGUAACAAGGUGUUUUUCUCAGGUAUGGAGAAUUGAGGAGAAAUGCUCUUCAAAAAAAGAAAGCCAAAUAGUACUUUUGUGAUGGCCACAAUAUUUAAUCUUUAACUGUUUGAGGCCUAAUAAAAUGAUUAAAUAAAUACCAUUCCAUUAGGUGGGUAGGCUUUCCCCUGUUGUCAAAUCUGGGUGGAUGACAGACCGGUUAUAAAUGAGACAAAUGUGGCUCAAUUGUCUGGUUUUUCCACUUCACUGUUCUCAAUUGGUUCACUUUAAUUUUGGUUCUGAUUUUUCUGAUCCAGUGUAAACUGCAACAUAUACGUUUUGUUUAAAUUUGACUUUGUAUGCACACCUCUACAUAAAUGUGGCUGAAAAAUGUCUUUUUUCCACCUUUC
Molecule: messenger RNA, 1814 nt
Organism: Lampris incognitus (smalleye Pacific opah)
Lineage: Eukaryota; Metazoa; Chordata; Actinopteri; Lampriformes; Lampridae
Gene: npm1a
Product: nucleophosmin 1a
Exons: 11
Coding region: 89-967 (292 amino acids)
Biological process (GO): positive regulation of transcription by RNA polymerase II; chromatin remodeling; ribosomal small subunit export from nucleus
Cellular component (GO): centrosome; nucleolus; ribonucleoprotein complex
Molecular function (GO): RNA binding; histone binding; chromatin binding
Source: RefSeq, a predicted model, not a curated record